AAACUUCAAGCUUCAGUUCUCAGACCUUUAUUCUUCUACACAAAGUUCAGCCCCCUGCCUGUUAUACUCUGUUAAGCACAGGAGCCUAAAGUUCUUUUAUAACUAGUCUGAGCCUGCAAUUCCUGGCCUCUCACCAUCCCUUUCCCCUCUGAGACACGGGUGCUGUGUGAGGAGCCAUGGAGCCCAGGAGCAGCCACCCAGAUGACUUCCCUCUCAAUGUGUUUUCGAUCACUCCUUACACUCCCAGCACUGCUGACCUCCAGGUAUCUGAUGACGACAAGGCAGGAGCCACCUUGCUCUUUUCAGGCAUCUUUCUGGGACUGGUGGGGAUUACAUUCACAGUCAUGGGCUGGAUCAAGUACCAAGGUGUCUCCCACUUUGAAUGGACUCAGCUUCUUGGACCCAUCCUGCUAUCAGUUGGGGUGACAUUCAUCCUGAUUGCUGUGUGCAAAUUCAAAAUGCUCUCCUGCCAGCUGUGCAAAGACAGUGAGGAAAGGGUCCCGGAUUCGGAGCAGACAUCAGGAGGACAAUCGUUCGUUUUCACUGGUAUCAACCAACCCAUCACCUUCCAUGGAGCCACUGUGGUGCAGUAUAUCCCUCCUCCUUAUGGGUCUCAAGAGGCGAUGGUGACAAACACUACCUACCUGCAGUCCAUGGUAAACCCUUGUGGUCUCUUGCCCUCCGGAGGGGCACCAGGUGCCAUACCAAGUCCCCCUCAGUACUACACCAUCUACCCCCAAGAUAACGCUGCAUUUGUUGAGGGCGAGGACUACUCUUCUUUCAUGGAUGGUGGGAAUGGCAGGCCCAGCUCUGAUGCUGACCAGCUAGGAGAGACACAGCUGGAAGAGGAGGAUUGUGCCUGCUUCUCUCCUCCUCCCUAUGAGGAAAUAUAUGCCCUCCCUCGCUAGAGUCUAUAAUGCUAAGGGAACGAGCACUGAAGUAAUUGUGACCCGGCAACUGGAAUGUCCUAUGGUGUUAUCUUUAGAAGUCAGGGCAGGGUAGCACAGAUAUUGUCCAAGAUGGGAAAGGUAAAGAAAGCAGCAGGUAAAAUGUCUCAGGCUGGUAAAGACUAGGCUGGGUAGGAAGAGUUCCUUCAGAUACACUGGCAAAUUCUCUCAGGUAAGAAAUCCCCUGGGUAAGGUCCUAGAGCAAGAAUUUUCCCCUUUCCCAACACCCAUUUUCUGCAUAUGGGAAGGCAAUGGUGGCUCAGUUUUAACUUCAGCAGUCAAGGACAAAAUUCUGACUUUGGGGACCUAGGGAGCUUCCAGGUGGACAUGAGAGUGGGAACGAAGCAGGGAAGAGAAAGCAGGCAGACCAGGGAUUUCCCAGGGCCCAUCCUGGGCCCCCAAGUGAGUUUGCACAUAUAUCCCAAACAGCUUGAUGGCCAAGGGGUCUUCCAUGAGGGCUCUUGAUAUCUUAAAGGCUGCAAAAUAAAUGACUAAGUAUAGUAGAAAAAGAUAAUGUUUCCGGAUGAACUAGAAUUGGCUAGCUGACUAAACCUAUGAAGGAAGUAAUAAUAGAAUAAUGAUGUGAAUGAAUCUAAUAUGUUAUGGCUAAGUGUUUUGGAUCCACGAAUAAAAUCACUGAUGUUUUCUUCUGCAAGGCUGAAGCUUUAUGUGUGACGCACAUAAAUGGGCUCUUGGACUACCUCAGUCCAGGGUCUGUGCGAGGCAUAAAUUUGGCCCAGUGGUGGACUGAUACAUGUAUUUCCCCAAGGGGCUGGAGAUCUGUGAAGUUACUUUAGAGCUGCUGUGUCAAUGCUGGACAGUUAUGCAUUAAGGAAACAAUCUUAG
Fukomys damarensis (Damara mole-rat) is the source of this 1793-nucleotide messenger RNA. RefSeq names its product transmembrane protein 174 (gene Tmem174). The record is from RefSeq and is a predicted model, not a curated record. The transcript has 2 exons. Bases 177 to 908 code for a protein of 243 amino acids. NCBI's taxonomy places the organism in Eukaryota, Metazoa, Chordata, Mammalia, Rodentia, Bathyergidae.